UGUGAGGGCUCGACGGAGCGAUAGCACACAAUAAGUUUACGUAAGCCGUAACAGUUCCUCCCUCGGCGUAUUUUAAAGAAGACAUACCUAGCUGAUUCCAGCAGAGUGGGUUAACAAAUUGGACUCGUUUCAACUCUUCUGUAUAACAUCUUGGAUUCGUUUGAACCAAGUAUUGUCACGUCUGCGCGCUGCGACUACAAUUACUUCGAGAGUAUUUAAGGUAAGUCUAUUCAACGCAGUCGACAUUUAUAUUAACAGAGGAAUAGUGUCUUUCUUUAUUAGCUCUAAGGCUUUAACUUAGUAAGCUCUACACUGAAACUAUUUACCAUAAUCUUAUUGUGCUUGUCAGAGCUAAUUGCAUUACCCAUGCAGGACCGGAUUAUCAACGUCUUUGUCACCUAGUAGAAAACACAUUGCUGCAAACAAAAACCUUUUAGAAGUCAUUUUAUUCGAGAAGGCACAAAAUGUCACGACAAAAUGAUCUCUUUGUACUAACUGACUGAUUACAAUUUCAUGUUUAUAGAAUUCAGCUGUCGUAUCUCGGUCAUUAGAGUUCUGGUUUGGGUUCUCAGCGGUAACUUAAGUUUAAUAUUCUUGAAGCAUCGAAAUUAGGUAAUUUUCUAUCAACUCACUAUAUGUUGCUAAACUUCAAUAAACCUGCUAAAUUAGCUGAAGUAAGAGUAGAAAUUGGUCCAAUUGAAUUAGAAUAACAAAUUUUUAACAUUACGUUCCUUUGAUCAAGUUUGAUAUUGUCUUGCUGCAUCUUCUCGUGUCACAUUCUGAUGAUUUUUACAAUGUCCUAAGAAUUAUGGUCCUAAACAAAUAACUUCAGCAGCGAUUUGUGUUUUCCGUAUUAGCAGGUUGCUGUUUAAGUUCUACGUAUUUGCCUUUCCAUGCAAAUGGUAUUAAAGCGCUCAACGAGUGAAACAAAAACGGAUUGUCUCAAAUGAAGUUUUCUGUUUGUUUUUGAUGACCUUAGUAUUCACUAUCCCGCAUGUUCACAGGAUGAGUGAAGGGACCAAAGCGGCGUUUGAAAGUUUAAUAAAUCGGUUUUGCAUCGUUUUCGGUUGAUCUGGCCCGACUAGAGAACGAGCAAAGGUGUUAUACCAGAUGAGUCCCCAUAAAAUCGAAAACAAAUAUUAAAACACAUAUAGAAAAUUCACUGAAAAGCAGUUUAUUACUUUUUUAAAUAUAUUGCUUUUAUUCCUGUUUUGAUCACGCACUGAUGACGCCAGUAACGUUUUUGCAGUGAAUAUCACAUUGUCAUAUUCUCACAAAAAAAAAUUAAAAAAUUAGGAUCAUGCUAAAAAUCGUCAAGAAUUUUUCAGUCAAAUUGAAUUGUUCACAAGCUUCGGAGAAGUAAAAAAGAAAAGAAUGAAGGAAAGGUUCUCAGUGCGGAAAAUAAAGACCAACAAACUAAUUCGGUUCAACUUUGUUAAGAAUCCGGAUCUUACUAUUUCCGUGAGAAAAUACGGGUUUCCUGCAUGGCGUGAAAAAUUGGAGAAGUCAUCCGCGGCCGACGGAAAGACGGACAGAGUUAAUCAAAUCCUGUUACGUGGUGAUAAACGAUUUUAUUUUAGGCUUUCAAGCUUGCGGCUUAGCUAUAUUUAUUUGCUAGGAUUUGUACAUAUUUUUUCUUUUUCUCUUUUUUCAGUCAUCAAUGUGUUACUCGUGCUUUAAAAACUAGCUUUUCGUGAUGAAUGUUAACGUCACUUCAUCAUGUAUAUGUUUGACGUUUACUUCAAAAUUUCUUUUGAUAAUCCGUGCAGUUAAAGAACUACCGGCACAUUCGUCAAUAUCUUCGAUAGUUGCAGCUCAUCUUGUGUGCAACUUAAAAGUAUCAACUUAUUUCUUUAAGUUUGAUCAUCAAUGAUCACAUUUUUCUCGUUUACCCUCUUCGCGGCUGAUUUUUGGCCGCUUACAAAAUUAAUCUGCACUUUGCACUUUUGCGCAAAGCAAUUGAGCCUCCACUUGUGCCCAGUCUUCCCUCGUGUUCGUUUCUCGGAAGUUUGAUCGGUCAACUGAAUCAGUAAAUCUUACGACAGCGGGUGAUUUGUUUGACGUCACACGGCACCAAUGAUGCUUUGCUAUCAUGACACAUCAGCAUCACCGUCAAUAUUCAUUACUUUGAAACCAUGCGGUGAUGAUAAAAAAAACACCCAAAUGUGAUGUUCAGAAACUUAACAUGUGUCUCGUAAACUGAGCUCUGCUGAAAAAUCUCUAAGCAAAGGGGCAGGAAUUUUCACAGAAGGUAUGAUUUUUCAGCAUUAUCUAGAACGUCACAACGAAUAUCGAUUGUAAAGAUAUCUUGUGUCGUUGUUAUCGGACAUCUUCAUCACCAUCUUCAGUUAUGAGGCAAAUUAUUUUGUGUUGUAUUGCUUUAAGAGUGGUUGGCAGGUUUUAAUUUUUUGUUCAUUUCGCUCUACGUUUUGAAACAAGCAAGAAUUUUGUGCCAGCAAUGUUAAACUUGCCCAAUUUCUUCCCACGCUCGUAUGUUUCAAAAUUCAAUGUGACAACGUACAAUAUUCCGUUUAAUUUACAUCAUAAUGAUAUUGAUUAAGAAUUCACGCGACGAAACGUAUUCAUAAAAUAUUCGGUGUAUUUUGCAACAAGAAUGUUACUAGAGCAUUCUGUGUUUGUUUGUUUGAUCAAUUGCCUGAAAUAAGGAUAAAUAUAAAUACCAGGAUUGAUAAAUGCGUAAGUAGCAUGCUCAACGGCGAGAUUUUGUGCCAACCAUCACGGUAAACAACAAUUAAUAGUAAUAAUCUUUUACUUCUAAAAAAAAAUAUAAGCUUAACAAAACAACACUAAAUUAACCCCAUUUGGGCCAGUUUUGUCUUACAGAAGCAACACCGAUAUGCAGGAAAUAAUUUUUAUAUUGUCUUUCAUCUGCAUUUCCUAAUUAAAGGAAGGAAAAAGCAGUGAAGGGUCACGCGAUUAUGAACGCCCGGGUUGGAUUGGUAGACAUUUCUUUUAUGUGUUAAACGAUUUUUUUUUCAAACGACAAUAGAGCACAAUUUUCCAAAUUAGACCAUCAUUAUUUUUAAAACAAGUAUCAGGAUCUCUUUACCAGCAGACUUUUGGAUUCACAUUUUUUGCUUGAAUCCAACUUCUCGAAGCCCAAUUCAAAAAUGUUUUUGUAACAAGGACUAUUUCAAACAGAGAAGUACCUCGUUCUAUAGUAGUAGUACGGAAUUUUCAAAAGAAGAAUCACAUCUAAUUACUCUUAAUUACCUCGCGCUACGUCACAACAGCAGAAAUUACUGCCCAAGUGGCUCUCAAAGGUAUCAUUUGAAGAACUUGUGUGAGGAACACGUUAACUCUGCGGUUAUUGUCUGAUCAUUGGAUCUGAGCAAUCUCUUUAGGUCACCGCUCGAGUUAAGUACAAGGGCAGACUUUAAAUUAUACAAAAAGACUGCUGCAUGAGAGUGGAGUUCUACUCAGUUUGUAUCAGUUAUUUCACUAACUACAGGCAAUACAUAUACCAUUGCUGGGGCUUUUUUACACCAUUGUACACCAUCAGUGCAAGUUUAUCGACCUGCCAAAUGGCGAUUUAUGAACAAUGACGUUAUAAUUAUCUGGACUUUCCAUAAAUUUGUUUAACAGCAUGAACUGAUGCCUUUGACAGAAAUAUUUAUCACGAAACUCAUAAUGAAAAUAUCGAUAUUGACUUUUUCCUCAUCUUCCUGUGAAAUAUCGGUACUUUGCAAGAUAGUUGCAACUCAAAAAAGUGCGUUGAGAGCGUUCUGAAGGUAAAAAAAGCCUAAGAAAAUUUCUUCGCGGGCGAAAGCAGUCCUUCUAUUCUCCCGAAUCAUACUCAAGGUGAGAUUAAAAAAAAAAAAUGUCUGAAGUAAUGACAACUUUAUGGCGAGCUCUCUAACUAGAAGAUUACUACAUAAAACUGAACCGUCUCAAAGAAGUCGCAUUCCAAGGGAAUGACACACGUUUCUCGGAAAAAUAGAAUUGACAGUUCCUCUUUUUUCGAGAAACGUGUGUCAUCCCUUUUGAAUGCGACUUCUUUGAGACGGUUGAGUUUCAUGCAGUAAUCUUACUCUAAUUAGAGAGCUCGCCAUAAAGUUGUAAUUACUUCGGACAUUUCUUUUUUCUCACCUCGAGCACGAUUUUAGGAGAGCAGAAUGACUGCUUUCGCCCGCGACGAAAUUUUCUUAGAUUUUUUCUCUUCCGGCUUUGUCGGAUAGUAUUUAAUAUUUUCUGGAAGGUUCAUCUCUUGUUGAAAUACUACUAUCUGACGGUCUCACUGAGACCGUAGAACAGUAAAAAUUUUAGAUUUCUUCACAUCAUAUUGCACUUAACACAAAACCCACAAAAACCACUGAUUUGCUUACUUUGGUUAAUCAAUUAAUAACAAAAGUUAAUUUUUGAGCUCUUGUUAAGAUCUUCAAUAUAUUAUGUGGGCUGAUAUCUUUAUAUUCAUCAAUGCUCUUAUAUUUGCGACCACCACAUACUCUAACACAUCGAAGGAGUGGGUAAAUAGUGGCUGAAAACAGGUGGGCCUUUCUUAACUCUUGUCAAGUCAAGAGAACUAUUAUCAGUUUUAUUGGUUCAACGUAAGGUCUCAUGGUAUAACUUCAGGUAUAAGGAAAGAAAACAGAUAUGUUGGUGUCUUUUUGUAAACUAUUUUCGUUGUAAUCGAUGUCGGUCACGUUUCUAGAGUUUCAAAAUGCCGCAAAAAUUUGAAAUAGGUAAUUGUUGUCUAUUCACGCACGAUUAGAGCUUAUAAACAACCCGAUGAAGCUUGUGCUGGUGAGAGUGAGUGAGGGUAACUGAAGAGCCAGCGGAAGAAUUAGCGGGUGAGUCACAUCUCUAGCAGACAUCUAUGCAAGAUUUUCUCUUCUCAACGACCAAGCUAACAAUAAAUACAUCGACUUUCUUUAACAAUCUACCGUCUAGCGUGUUAGCAUUUUCAUUAGGACAAAGAAAAUUUAAUUAUCAUUUGAGGGAUAUUUUAAAACAAAAAGGAACGGUAGAAAAAACGUGUGAUCGUGACAAAGAGAAACCUCUUCAGACGAUACAAUAAGCAAUCGGCACGUACAAGAGUCGAGGGAUCGAUAAAGAACUUAAUUUUAGCAAGCACUUGAGAAGGAAUGCGACGCAUGCUUGACUCUAUGCUUGCACGUAGGAAGAAAACAUUGCUAUUCUUUGUAUUACAUUAAUGAGUGGGCCACUGAGAGAUGAAUCAGGGAAACGAAAACAGCGUGCUUCAGUUUAACUCUUCAGACAAAUCUUAAACGCCAGAUGAAGUAAGUAGCGAGAAAGGCGAGCGAAGCAUUCUCUUGAAUUGGUAUAAAUUUGCACGACAUUUCAACUACACGUUUUGCGUGAAGGAUGCAACAUUUAGGGAGGUUCGCGAAGGAAGGAAGCAUUGACAAACCUUAGCUGUAAUACGGGCACGUAUCAGAAAUCCUAAAUUUUAACGUCAAAGCCAAACUCCUGAGAACUGCACAAUCUCUCUGAACUGUUCUGCGUUUAUCAUUUAAAAGCUAUGACUGGACAUAAAUAUUUCAGCAUACGAAAGAAAUGAUAAUCUUUGAGGUGAAAUGGCAGCGACAGAUUAAUUGAUAAUAGCAAUCGCAAGAAUAGAGGCUUGUCUUUCGAACGUGCUCUUCAAUAGAAUGAAUUUCGAGCCGACUCAUGAACUAUAAAGAUAAUUUGAGGGAAAUAAUUUGUUUACUCGUUCUCGUGUUACCUUAAAUAACUUGGAUUUUCUAUAUUUAUCGUUGUACUGGCAUACGUAUGUUUAGCGUGUAUUAAUAGCAAAGAACAGCUUCAAAUUCCAAUACUCUCAUUUCAUGUUAGGUGUUCGAAGAAGAAGUCCUGUAAAAAUUUCGUUCACCGCCAUAACUUUGAGUCCCUUGCACCGUUCAACAAGUUCUACUUCAUUCACGUGGAAAUAUGCUAAUUUUUACACCGAUAUGGUCGCUUUAAAGCACAGAAGAACUCGAUCUUCAUAUUUGGUUGGAAGAGGGUCCUAAAAUAACUUGCAUUGUGUUCUGGUAGUCUAGUUAUGUUCGGUUUUCAAAUAUUAAUCCAAUAAUUUCAUUUACGUUUUGUACCAUCGUCAGAAUUGCAUAAGGUUUUAAUAGAUAGAGACUCCCGCACAGAAAUGUUUGUAAAAUUCUAUCCCGUUGCUUCUAAUUCCCAAAAUAACAAACACAUACAUCUGGUCAGCUCUCUGCCUCUCUGCAUAGAUUGCAAAGCAAAGCAAGUCUCUGACCUUGCACGACUUUCAAAGCAAUCUUCAUUCUCCUUGACAAGUAAUAAAGUUUGUAUCCUACGUUUGAAAUUUCGUAAUAAUAUGUAAUCGAACAAGACAAGUGCUGCGCAGAAAAAUCAUUAUUCAUAAAACCUUCUGCUUUUUUUUUAGCGAAGUCGCGGCACAGAAGAGAGUCUUGUUCUUCAGCAUACAUUUGAGAGCACUAGCUUGCUUAUAAUUUCGAGCAUCUCAAGUUUGCAAUUUUACCUAUUCUUGUAAAUGCAUGAGGAGAGAUAAGAUUUUUUUAAUCCUACCACGUAUUUGAUGUCGACUCCAAAUAUGCUUGAAAUAAUUUCUUUUCUUUCAGAAAAUGGUAGAAGCCGAACCUUGGGUGAUAGGACUCGUGGCAGGAUUGGCAGCGUUGAUUUUGGUCCUGAUUUGUAUUCUCGGCAUCUUUUGCGUUUUAUGGGCCAGGUAAUUAUAGUAUCAGAUAAUAUCAUUGUCGUCUCGCUCAUUGUUAUCAUUAUUGUUGGCUUUUCGUUAUCGUUAUCACUUUCGUAUUCGUUAUGUUAUCACUGUUUCUGCCGUUCUCGUUGUCAUUAUCAUUUUCAACUCAUAGUCACUGUCAUUGUCGUUGUUCUUGUUAUCAGUAAAUGUUAUCAUCAUCAUACUCUCUAUUUCGGAAAUACCUCAAUUUUUUAAGGUUAAGUGGUUGUUGCUAUGGUUCUCGUGAUUAAUUCAGUGAUUGGUGGAUUUGGCUGAUUGGACUUAGUAUGAUUGACUACUUCAGCAGUCCGAUUACAGGUGUCCGAUUACAGCCAACUGUCCGAUUACACUGUCCAAUUACAGCUCUGCAGAAUGAUUAGUGAAAAAUAAGGCAGCUAAUGCACCAAUCACGUUUCAGGAAAUUGUAACAGUUAUGAUUAAGCCUGUAACUACUUAUAAAGCUAAGGAAUCGAUUCAAAGUUACUAUCAUGAAGACUGUGCAAUUAUUGCUUGAGAUGUGGAACGCUUAUCUAAAAUAGUUCAUCUGCCUGCACUGUAUUUUUUGGGGCUUUUAACUCGCUUAGGUUAAUUCAGUAUCAGAAAAUUGUAAGAAUUCCAAGUAAAGAGAGAGUUGGUGAUGAUUUGUUUAUCCACGAGAGCUCAGUCUAACUUUGAUUAACGAAUUUGAUUAAAAUCCUCUUCAUCAUUCACCGUCGUUGUUCCCUUCGGUUCAUCUUUAGUGUUCGUCUACCCAACGAAACUGUUAUUCCAAGGUUCCAUUUAUUUUGAAAUUUCGUUGACUAUCACAAAAGUUGUGACGAGGCCUCUUCAACAUCACAAACGUUGAUAAGCAUUACCAUCACAGUAAACAGAAAAAGGAAAAACUGAACUUCUCAUCAUCUGAUUUCUGUAAACGCUACAUUGAAAUUUAGAUAUCAUUACACUUUUUCAACAAUACCGAUUUAAAGAUUUUUUGGAAAGUAAGAAAACUAUGAUACCUUAUUUCCCCCAUGUUCCUUUUGUAAGCAAAGUGACUGCUCUGAAUUAUCUCGCUGAUCAUCAUUAAUUGGGAAUUUAUUGUUCUCUGGCACAAUUAGGAAAGACAGCCAACGGAGACGUGAUGAGCGUGAAGAGCAACGCCGGCAACGCUUAGCAGCUCUCGCCAGUAGAAAUAGUGACUUCAUGGGAAUAGAGUCUAAUUCUGCGUCUAUGGCGUCCUCGAACAACAACGCCAACUGGGUUCUUAAAGAAAAACCACACGACUUAUUAAGCUCGCCGCCUACUUUAACUAGAGCAGCUGGGAAUGAGCCUUUCAUAGUCGGAAAAUCAAUGGUGAAAUAUUCUAACGAACUUGACAGAUCAAACAGCCUUCGACCAGGAACGCCACAAAGAUAUGUCAGCCAUAAUGAAGCUGAGCAGAGAAUGGUGCGGUUAGGGAUGAUUCCGCCAAGACGCGACGAAUUCAACGGACAUUUCCCAGCAGGUUAUUACACCGAACCUGGAAGAGGCAAGUCACAGAAAGGAAAGGCGAAAUCUCUAGAUAUGGAUGGAAGCAGAAGAUACAGUGCGGACCCGCCACAAGGGGUGGCAAUGCCCAGAUCCGUCGGCUACGUGAACGGAAGCAUCCCCCCUGGUUAUCUCACCGUGCCUGGAAAGGCCAAGUCUCCUGGUAAAGCUAAAGGUGGAAAGAGGGGGUCGAGAGAUCUUGAAAACCAGCGUUUUAGGCAUAAUAGUGAGGUGCUAGUACCUGUGAGUGAAGAGGUCCAGUUGUGGUCUAUGGAACAGAGCCAACCCCCAUUUACACUUCCUGAGGAAGAUUACAACACAGCGGGUGCCACAUGGUAUCUUUCUCCAUCCAAUGAUACGCAUGGAAUAUCCAGUGCAAGGUCAGAAAGUUCCCUGUAUCGGCCUUCGCAACCCCAAAACUAUCCAAGGCACGGUCCACAAACGUAUAACACUCAGAACGUAAAUGGAACGGUUGUGUCAGGGUCACUACCACCAGAAGGUCCGCCGCCCACUUCGCCAGGGCUAAUGGAGCAAUAUUAUGACGGUCAAGACACUACAAGACUCAAACGAGUAAAGCGUGUCGGUGUACCGACUCUGCCAAAUUAGAAAGUCCCCCACAAUGUCUUAAACAUUUAUUUGACAUCACCUUUAAAAAUUGCACUAGGAAAUGAUCGCUUCUCAGCUCAGCUUGACAAUGCAGUGGUUAUCGUUUGUGGUGGUGGCUGUAUGGAACAUGGAAUACAAUGUACAAUGUUGGUUUCUGACAGCUCAGUCCCUUAUGUUGAGGACUAUAUGUUUGUUCAUGAUGUUAUACUGGUAACCUCUGGAAGUAAAAGCAAGGGACUGGAAGAUGGAUUUUAAACUUUAAUCAUUCAAAUACGUACUUAGUCGGCUAUCUUCCUUCAUCUCCUUCCAAAAUUUUGCAUAAUUUUGGCUCGUGUUCAUUUAUGAUCAUGAAAGCACUGUUCUUUACUUGGUGCAUCAGAGAAUAGAACAAAAGCAAUUGUAUACCACAUGGUUAUAAGCAAUUGUAUACCACAUGGUUAUAAAGUAUUCGUCAGGUCUAAAAAUCUCAUUUGAGGAUGAAGCCAUCCUUAAUUAAAGUAAGACACAUAAGGCUACGCAUUUUGUGGCAAUUGCAGUGGUAGAAUGAGUAAAAAUUCCAGCCAACGCACGUUAAUCUUUAGCAAAAACCAGAGGAGGAUUGAACAUGUUAAGAUUUUAUUAUAAAAGCGUUCCUCUCUAGAUAAAGAUAUUUAGUGAAUGCUCUCCCACGUGGCGAUUUGCAAGAGGAAUAAUUGUUUAAUCUCAUCAAGCUUAUUUUAAAGCGUAUGGCUGCGUUCUUUGAAAACAAAAUAGGAAGAGAAGUAUCAAAACAAUUUAUCGACGUAAUUAAAGUUGUUUAUAUGUAAAAUAUUUUAGAAGUAAAACAGAAAAAAAUGUUUCUAUUUCUAAAGAACAUAAAGAACCUUUUAUGGCAGACAGAGUACAUGAAUUUUGGAACAAAUUUCUCACUUAUGUGACCUGUAAUGAUAUUGUCAAAUAGGCCUGCAAUUGUGGUGACAGGCACAAAGGUGGGGAUAGUUUAAUGGGAAAAAAGGGCCAGAAAAGGAGAUCAGCGAAGGCCUGGUGGGUGAUAAGUAAUUAUCAUUUCCCAUUAAGCGUGGGUGGCAC
Pocillopora meandrina is the source of this 9880-nucleotide messenger RNA. The record is from the annotation of a GenBank genome assembly. Lineage: Eukaryota; Metazoa; Cnidaria; Anthozoa; Scleractinia; Pocilloporidae.